AGUGGAGAGAGCCAGCAUGCGAACGAGCUCCGACUGUCGAAUGACGCCAUUUUUCCCACCUGCAAGACGCUGACGAAGAGACAUAAAGAGAUACCUCGCGAACCCCGACGUAGAGGCGGCCGGCUUCCGAAUGUCCGGAACGCAUAGUUGGUUUAAUACUCGAGGGAAGAUUAUCUCAUGCUCGCCAGCUCGAGACUCAAUUUCUCCGCCACAUAAUUGAAGGCCUUCACCAUGUCGCGCCUUACAACGAUACCAACCCAGACCACGCUCCUGCGGAGCUUAGGUGCCACAUCGAGGAUAGCGACACCGGCACGCGCAUCUCUGCUUUCGAAACAAGCGGUGCGAUGGUAUGCCAGCGAGAAGAAGGAGGCCAGCUCUGGGUCCAGCUUCCAGGGCCAGAUGCUUGAGAGUAUCUCGUCGCGCAUACAGCGUGAGAGGAAAGAGCGCGAGAAGUUCGCGAAGCAGAGAGAGAACUCGGCUAGCUCGAGGCGGUGGGCUACCACGUUCAUGUUUGUCGCCGGCGCACUUGGUUCCUACUACCUGGGCACCCUACGACCCCGCGAAAUCGAUCCCAAUUCGACCCUACCACUGUCCCAGACGAACGACCCGGUACAUAAGCUUGGAAAAGCCAACCUCGAGGCUGCGUGGCAUGACUUUGCUGCCAUUGUCGGCAAGGAGCAUGUCAGCACGCUCGACGUUGACCUGCAUGCACAUUCUACAUCAGAUUGGUCUUCGUAUCGAGCGCAUAAGUCGGAGCAACCCUUCUGUGUGGUGUUCCCCGCCUCGACGGAAGAGGUGUCCGAAAUCAUGAAGAUCUGCCACUUGCGGAGGAUACCAGUCGUUGGCUACAGCGGCGGCACGAGUCUGGAGGGUCACUUCACACCCACCCGCGGCGGCAUCUGCAUCGAUUUUGGACGCAUGAACCAGGUCAUCAAGCUGCACAAGGAAGAUCUCGACGUGGUAGUCCAGCCCGCAGUCGGAUGGGAACACCUGAACGAGGAGCUGGCCAAGGACAAUCUCUUCUUCCCUCCCGACCCGGGCCCGGGUGCCAUGAUUGGCGGCAUGAUCGGCACCGGUUGUAGCGGCACUAACUCCUACCACUACGGCACCAUGCGCGAAUGGGUUCUAUCUCUGACCGUUGUGCUCGCCGACGGCACCAUCAUCAAGACGCGCCAGCGCCCGCGCAAAUCCUCGGCCGGCUACGAUCUAACCAAGCUCUUCAUCGGCAGCGAAGGCACGCUGGGCCUCGUGACGGAGGCAACCCUCAAACUCACCGUCAAGCCGGCCAGUACCUCGGUAGCUGUCUGCUCCUUUGGCUCGAUCCGCCAGGCCGCCGACUGCGUGGCGCGUGUCGUAGGGCAGGGCGUCCCCGUGGCCGCCGUCGAGAUCCUCGACGACGAGCAGAUGCGGUGCAUCAACCACGCGGGCAUGACGUCGAAGCAGUGGAAGGAAGCGCCCACGCUGUUCUUCAAGUUCAGCGGCACGGACAACGGCGUCAGGGAGCAAAUCCAAAUCGUGAGGGACAUGGCGAAAGCGACGGGGAGCCAAAGCUUCGAGUUUGCGCGCAGCGAGGAGGAGAAAGCAGAGCUGUGGAGUGCGCGCAAAGAGGCGCUUUGGAGUACCAUGUCCGUCAGCAAGCCUGGGGAUAAGGUGUGGACGGGCGAUGUGGCGGUCCCUGUUAGUCGGUUACCUGAUUUGAUCGAGAUUACUAAGGAAGAUUUGAAAGCGAGUGGCAUGUAUGGCACAAUUGUGGGGCAUGUAGGCGAUGGGAAUUUUCAUAUUAUUUUGCUUUCCAAUGAGGAGCAGAGACAUGCGGCUGAGGAGUUGGUACAUAGGAUGGUGAAGAGGGCUGUGGAGAUGGAGGGCACGGUUACGGGAGAACAUGGUGUUGGAAUUGUGAAGAGGGACUACUUGCCUCACGAGUUGGGUGAGAGCACGGUUGAUACGAUGAGGAAGCUCAAGCAAGCGUUAGACCCCCUGUGUCUGCUCAACGUCGACAAAGUCGUGAGGAUGCAGAAGCCGAAGCCGGGUGAGGUGGCUGAGUGGUAAAAUUACAGAGAAAAGAAAGAAAAUUUGUGCGAGUAGAAUCAUUAAGUCAUGUGUACCCCAAGCCUUCUUGCAACUCAAGAUAUACAUAGAUUUCGCUGUUCUCAAUGUAUACUUUUGAGGAUGAACUUUGUGUACGGCGGUGAAAAGAUGGGGUUGAUUACGACUAGCUUAAAAGGUCUUCAUCGCCAACUACACGCUAUAAGCCAAGCCAAUUUAGCAUGCUGUCCCCUCAUAAUUUCUAGUCGGACAUGGCUCUAACC
This is a messenger RNA of Pseudomassariella vexata, 2309 nucleotides long. Its product is annotated as D-lactate dehydrogenase mitochondrial precursor. Bases 232 to 2049 code for a protein of 605 amino acids. The record is from RefSeq and is a predicted model, not a curated record. Gene Ontology annotation, biological process: lactate catabolic process. Gene Ontology annotation, molecular function: D-lactate dehydrogenase (cytochrome) activity; D-lactate dehydrogenase (NAD+) activity; FAD binding. Gene Ontology annotation, cellular component: mitochondrion. Lineage: Eukaryota; Fungi; Ascomycota; Sordariomycetes; Amphisphaeriales; Pseudomassariaceae. The transcript is spliced from 4 exons.